Molecule: messenger RNA, 3441 nt
Organism: Pecten maximus
Lineage: Eukaryota; Metazoa; Mollusca; Bivalvia; Pectinida; Pectinidae
Product: neuroglobin-like
Exons: 3
Coding region: 1803-2459 (218 amino acids)
Molecular function (GO): oxygen binding; heme binding
Source: RefSeq, a predicted model, not a curated record
UCAUCCGCCAUCAGCACGUGAUAUUUGUCAUUGCAGGUGGACUGUAAAUCAAAUUGAUGUGCGAAGGCGGGAACGAAACUCAUUUCAUUACAGCUUCUGAACGACAAAUGAUGCACUUCGUUAGAGACUGGUAGAAUAAAAAUCUCACAAAAAGGCCAAAAAUACAUUGAACUUUACUGACCUGUUGGAUUAAGGGAUGGGAUAAGCAUAUGGAUAUUUUCAUUCGACAUUGCGUCGAUGGAUUGUACAUUUUAGUUAAAAGCUGCAUAAGGGAAUAUACAGCGUCUGCUCAUCUUCAACAGUGUCUGUUCAUCUUUAACAGUGUCUGUUCAUCUUUAACAGUGUCUGUUCAUCUUCAACAGUGUCUGUUCAUCUUUAACAGUGUCUGCUCAUCUUCAACAGUGUCUGUUCAUCUUUAACAGUGUCUGUUCAUCUUCAACAGUGUCUGUUCAUCUUUAACAGUGUCUGCUCAUCUUCAACAGUGUCUGUUCAUCUUUAACAGUGUCUGUUCAUCUUUAACAGUGUCUGUUCAUCUUCAACAGUGUCUGUUCAUCUUUAACAGUGUCUGUUCAUCUUUAACAGUGUCUGUUCAUCUUCAACAGUGUCUGUUCAUCUUUAACAGUGUCUGUUCAUCUUCAACAGUGUCUGUUCAUCUUUAACAGUGUCUGUUCAUCUUCAACAGUGUCUGUUCAUCUUUAACAGUGUCUUUUCAUCUUCAACAAUGUCAGUUCAUCUUUAACAGUGUCUGUUCAUCUUUAACAGUUUCUGUUCAUCUUUAACAGUGUCGGUUCAUCUUUAACAAGUAAUACACUUGUGUAACCGAAACUCCAAUUUAUGUUAAACAUGACAUCUGUUUUUAAAUAGUUUAACAUUCUCUCAACUUUAGGAAUCCAAUAAACGUGUAAGUAUUGGGUUACUUUGUCAAUUGCUUAGACAAUUUGUGACAUUUGAUUACUUGGUAUACCUGUCACAUGAUUUCAUAACGAAAACACCAUUUUGGCGAUUAUUACAGAAGAACGUCCACGAAAGAAAGUGAAACAUUUUGAUAGUAAAAUUAAUCACUGAAACUUAAUGAGUUUAUGUUAAUCUCAUCGUGUCGUAUUCAAUUUCAAGCAUAUUAGAAACAAAACUAUUUGAAACUCUCUCUCGGAAGUGAAAGAUACUAGCUCAAAUUCUCUUGUAUUCCACAUGUGAUUUCUAACGGAAACGUAUCUAAUUGUUACCAAUUCCUCAGGUCAGUGAAGGAUACUUAGUUGUAUUGGAAAAAAAACAAAAAAACUAUGAUCCAACAAUUUGUGGUCACGUGACAAAUGAUCUUUGGAGGACUUUCUUCCUUAACAUUACACAACGGCCGCUGUCAGAUUUUUGUUCCUGGUAGUGGAAAUACUGGGCAAACUAUAUAUAAACAGGCAUGGUUGCCAUCACUACAACACUGGAGCCUACUCCUAGCUAUCAGGCUAUAUAGGUCGGAGUCAAAGACGCUUGGGCAAUUGACAUUGCCCUGAAUUUGCAAGUUCGAUUUAAAAUCUUAUCGCAUGGAUUACCACCUUGAUUGGAUUUCUGUUUGAUUUCUAAUUGGAUGUAGAUUAUGCCAUCGGUUUACGUUUCACGUCUAGGUCAGGGAUACGUUUUCAGUUCAAAUGACAUAUUCUAUCUCUGUUUUUAAAGAGCAAAUUGGCUGCUGUUUCGAUUACGUUUGAUAUUUCAUUCAUUAUUUGAUAAUUUUGUGUAGAAAUUUAGAUUUCUUCAAAGAUUAUGAUACCAUUGUGGGAUUAAUGGUACGCAUAUUUUAAGACCUCGACAUGGGUUGUACAUUAGCUGCUACCAAACAGUCACUACCAGGAGACGAUGGAUAUAGAGGUAAUCAAAGAUUCAAAAUUAGUCGGCAUACUUUGGUUAAUGAUAUAAGCAUGGAGAACAUCAGCCGGAAUACAUCACACAGCGAGGAACAGUUGGAAAAACAGCUGGAUUUAAGUAAGCGACAAAAGUUUCUGAUUUUGAAAUCAUGGAAAGGCAUUUCAAGGGAAAUUAAAACUACCGCGGUGAACAUGUUUUCAAGAUUAUUUGAGACCAAUGAAGAAUUAAAACCUUACUUCGUUGAUGUUUCUAAAUGCCCUACAAUUUCGGACAUACGGACAAGUUCAAAACUCGAAGGCCACGCAGUGAUGGUUAUGAACAUUAUCGAUGACGCAAUGUCUAACUUUGAUGACAUAACAAGCAUUGAAGGUCUGUUGUUAAACGUUGGAGAAUCUCACAGGAAAUUUUCUUGGUUCAAGUCAAACUAUUUCUGGAAGUUAGAAGAGCCAUUUUUGUUGGCGGUACGGGAGACGCUCGGUGACCGUUACACGUCCAACAUGGAAACCACGUACAUGAAGGCAAUACACUUCAUACUGUCCCUCCUGGAAAUUGGUUUUAAGAGGAAAACGACACCCCCAGAUAGUCCACAGGCGCCAUUUUAAGUUUAUCAUCACAUAAUGAAUAUUCAUGAUUACCUUAGCUGAGACUUUCUACCAUGUAUGUUUAUUCACCAUUUUCAUACCUUGUGCUACAUAUAUAGUAAACAAACAGAAGAGGAGUCAGGAAUGUGUUUGAUUAAUAUACGGUUUCAAGCGUUUUCUUAUUCUUGAUAAUUUACUAUAACGACAGAAAAUGUCUUCAUCAGUUAGAAAAUACAUUGAUUAAUAUCACAGAAGCUUAAACCACAACUUUAUGAAGAAUGUGUGUAUAUAUAAACACAGUUGUCGUAAUGGUAAUCAAAUGUUCUUAUUCUAUAUAUAUCACAAGGUUAUUUAACACUUUGUUUAAUCUUGAACAGUAUAGUGACAGAAUGAUAUAUAGUUUGCAUAUAUAUUCAUAGAUAAGGUGAUGUCUCUUGAACUCGGAAACGAAUUCUGAGCCACGUUCUUGCUCUGUGUUCGCAAAAGAAUGGAUUACAUAAUGUAUCACAAUGAUGUUUGUAAGUAAUUAGAUGUAAAGAUAUUGCCCUAUUUUCUGUACACAAUAUAACAUCACUUUUACAACACAAAAGCGGCAGCAUUAUUUGACUCUACCAUUUAUUUGACAGAUUUUGCAGCAAUGUUCAAUAUCGAUAUCAGUUGAUUCUUGACCGCAUUUCUCUUACGUUGUAACAUACAGUAAAAUGUUAACUUUCUUUAUUUUACAACAAUUGCAAAGCAAAUUAUAUAGACUUUUAUUUAUUUCAUUUCAUGUUGUUUAUAAUUUGAUAAAAUUGCUUUGAUAUGCAAAAUGUGUGCUUUGUAUAUUUUGAAAUAGCCCUAAAUACAAACUAAAAGCGCAUCCGGGUUGCUUUAUUUGGUAUGGCGUUUCCGUCAAACAGUAAUAAAGCACAUACUAAACCUUGAAAGGUUUGUUCUGAUUAGUAAGUAGCAUAUAACACUACCAAUUAAUAUAAUAUGUAGGGAGUAUAUAUAAUCAUUUCAA